Molecule: messenger RNA, 516 nt
Organism: Phytophthora nicotianae INRA-310
Lineage: Eukaryota; Oomycota; Peronosporomycetes; Peronosporales; Peronosporaceae
Exons: 3
Coding region: 1-516 (171 amino acids)
Source: RefSeq, a predicted model, not a curated record
AUGGUCCGCGUCGUGUCAUGCCGCUUCUUGCGUCUGGGCUGCAACGAAGACGACCACCCGCUCUUCCGCCGAUACUACGCCAGGAGUAAUCGGGAACGAGGCAUUAAGCUCUUGCGGUGCUUCCCGCAUUGCUGUCCGGAGCACGUACAGCGCUGCUACUGCGGCACUUCCAUUCACGUCGAGGUGACGUUCGCAACUAUUCGACCCUCGUCCGUUCCGGAUAACCUCUUGGUGUGUGCUCGCUUUGAGCCAUCGCGAAUUGAACCUCUUUGGCCUAAUAACAUACUAGACGCGCCCCAGACUGAUAUCAUUGACGAGAAUGAGCGCACACUGCAUCUCGGUGAGGUCGUGACACUACCCGCAAGUCUCUUAGGCACGGACAAGUGUAAACCUAACGAGACAGUGUGGAUCCGAGCUGACCGAGAAGGUGAAGUGAAGCAAAAGACGCUCCCACAGGUUAGCAAGUUUCUGUUAGCAGCGACUAAACGAGCAGCAUUUAACUUUAAUUUGUUGUGA